AUGGAAAUUGGAAGAACCGGUGGUAUGGUGGUUGUACCAGUCUUCUAUGAGGUAGAUCCCUCAGAAGUACGUCAUCAAGAAGGUCAAUUUGGAAAAGCUUUGGAAGAUCUUAUGUCAACAAUCUCAAUAGAUGAAUCCACAAAGAGUAAUUGGAAAAGAGAACUCAAUAUUGGUGGCAUAGCAGGGAACGAAAGUGAUGAUGUCAAGAAUAUUGUUGAACAUGUCACCCGUUUGUUAGAUAGGACAGAGUUAUUCGUUGCUGAACAUCCAGUGGGUGUAGAAUCUCGCGUGGAAACUGUGACUAAACUACUAAACAUCGAAAACUCAGAAGAUGUUUUACUUCUAGGGAUAUGGGGAAUGGGGGGUAUGGGUAAAACAACCCUUGCCAAAGCAAUUUAUAAUCAAAUUGGGAGCAAAUUUGAGGGAAGGAGCUUUCUUCUGAACAUUAGGGAACUUUGGGAGACAGAUACUAAUCAAGUUUCUCUACAGCAACAAAUACUUUGUGAUGUUUGCAAAACAACGGCAUUCAAGAUACAUGACAUCGAAUCAGGGAAAAAUAUAUUGAAGGAAAGACUUUCCCAGAAGAAGGUACUUCUUGUGCUUGAUGAUGUGAAUGAAUUGGAGCAGCUAAAGGCUUUGUGUGGAAGCCACGAAUGGUUUGGUCUGGGCAGUAGAAUAAUAAUCACAACUAGAAAUAUGCGUCUUCUCAGAUUGUAUGAAAUUUAUCAAGUGUAUGCAAUAGAAGAAAUGGAUGAAAGUGAAUCUCUUAAGCUUUUCAGUUGGCAUGCAUUCAAGCAACCAAGUCCGAUAGAAGAUUUUGCUAAACAUUUAACAGAUGUGAUUUCUUAUUCUGGGGGAUUGCCACUAGCACUUGAAGUCCUCGGGUCCUAUUUGUCUGACUGUGAAACAACAGACUGGCAUAAAGUUUUGGAGAAACUCAAAUGUAUUCCUCAUGAUCAAGUACAGGAAAAACUAAAAGUAAGCUUCGAUGGUUUAAAAGAUUUUACAGAGAAACAAAUAUUCCUUGAUAUAGCUUGUUUCUUUAUUGGGAGGGACCGAAAUGAUGUAAUACGAAUAUUAAAUGGGUGUGGAUAUUUUGCUGAUAUUGGAAUUAAAGUCCUUGUUGAGCGAGCCCUUGUAACUGUUGACAAUAGGAACAAGCUUAGAAUGCAUGAUUUGUGA
This is a messenger RNA of Medicago truncatula (barrel medic), 1182 nucleotides long. RefSeq names its product disease resistance protein RUN1. The coding region runs from base 1 to 1182 and encodes 393 amino acids. The transcript has 2 exons. NCBI's taxonomy places the organism in Eukaryota, Viridiplantae, Streptophyta, Magnoliopsida, Fabales, Fabaceae. The record is from RefSeq and is a predicted model, not a curated record. Gene Ontology annotation, biological process: defense response; signal transduction. Gene Ontology annotation, molecular function: ADP binding.